UAAUUUUGACUACUUAGAUAAUCCCCAUUGCGCUGGCCAAAAAGUUUCGGAAUCCACACCACGGAUCAUUUAGUGUUUUCUCCCGGUGAAAUUUGAUAAGUAAUUCAAAUUGUAAAAAAAAAAGUCAUCCCUGAUCAGUAUUGUUUGGUGAAAGUGAUCAUUUGUUUUACAAUGGCAGAUGUUAACAAAAUUCCUUAUUAUAUUAGAACUCUAAUGUUGAUUGGUUUUCGAAUUUUGAUUCUGUUAGGAUCUCUAAAUAGAAUUCUAUUUUACCCGAAACAUGCUGGAGAAGCCUAUAAAAAGAAAUUUAAAGGAUUAUACGAUAAAUUCGACGAAAUAUAUUUUCAUUAUAUAUAUCGUAAAGUCUGCGAUUGUAGUCAUGCUCCAAUAUCUAGUGGACAAUCUUCAAAAGUCACUCUAAUAGAAAGGAAGAGGAAAGACCACGGAUGGACUUUCGAAUACACCGGUAGGCAUUUCGAAUGUAUAAAUAUGGGUUCCUUCAAUUACUUAGGAUUGGCAACUCUACCUCAAACGAAAAUGGAGAACAUUGUAAAUUCAAUUGAUCAAUACGGAGUAGCUUCUGCAGUCCCGAAUCAUGAACUGACCAAGAUCACCAAGUUACAUUUACAGCUUGAAAAACUAACGAGCGAAUUUCUGGGAGUUGAAAGCGUUUUAUUAUGUGGCGCCGGAUUUGCUACGAAUGCGUUGAAUUUACCAGCCAUCUUAUCGAAAAAAUGCAUAGUUUUCAGCGAUGAAAAAAACCACGCUUCAUUAAUUCUAGGUCUGAGGACAUCCAAGACUCGUGUAUUUAAAUAUUUUCACAAUGAUUUUCAGGAUUUGGAAAUAAAAAUAGUCGAGAAUUUGAAAGCGAAUAAAAAAGCUGGUGGAAAAUUAUUUUCGAAGAUUUUCAUCAUAUGUGAAGGGAUUUACAGCAUGGAUGGGACAAUUUUGGAUUUGAAGAGAAUGAUUCAGUUGAAGAAAAAAUAUAAAGCUUAUUUAUUCAUCGAUGACGCUCAUGGAGUAGGAAUGUUGGGUCCUCAAGGCAAAGGCAUCUUCAACCACUGCAACGUCGACCCUUCAGAUAUAGAUAUUCUAAUGGGAACCUACAGUAAAGCAUUCGCCUCAAAUGGAGGUUACAUAUCCGGCAAAAAAAACGUCAUAGACCAUUUUCGAACAAAUACCUUGACGAAUUAUGGAUCUGAAAUGUCUCCAGCUGUUGUUGUUCAAGCAAUUCAUGCUAUUGAGACUUUGAUGCAUUCUCAAACUGCAAAUGGCAAUAUUCUCGUUGACAAAAUAAAGAAGAACACUCAUUAUAUGAGACGUAAUCUAAAACAAAUGGGUUUGAAUAUUUGUGGAGAUGAUGAGUCUCAUAUUAUACCUUGGAUUCUGGGUUCGAUUUCUGCUGUAAGUUUCGUUAUUAGGGAACUGAAAAAGAGAGGUGUUGCUGCUGCCGGAGUUGUUUACCCUGCGACACCACUGAUGGCUGCCAGAGUUCGUUUUAAUGUGUCAGCAGUUCAUUCUCAAGAAGAACUCGAUCACGUUUUAAAGUCCGUUAAAGAAAUAGUUGAACGAAAUGGGUUGAAUUAUGGGCAACUGUACCCUUCAGAGUGAAAUUAUCAGGCAUCGAUUUAUUCGUGGAACUGGCAGUUUGAUGGUGAUCAAUUUUAUCGAAACUUCAGCAUUGGCUAUUGAAGUCAAUCAUUAGCUGUGUUCAAUAUUGACUGAGCAUCGACCUCAAAAAAAAAAAAUCUGGCCGGUCUUUCGAACAACAUUGAGGAAAGUUUAAUGGAAUCUGCACAUCCUUAUAAAUUGAAGUAAAUAAAUAAUAAUACUUACCUAAUAAUAUAAGGAACCAAAUGUAAAAAUGAUUUUUAUAUCUACUAAAUGAAAUUUCACGCUGUGAAAUUUUUUUAGCCAGGUACCUACCUACCUACCUACAAAUAAAUAAUUAAGUUUUCGCAAACGCCUGAGCCUAAAUGGCUGAAGGUUGGUUUAUUACAUCAUAUUUUCGACGUCUCACGUCAUUGAUAGCAUUUUUGAGCCAAUCUGAGACCUCCGAUGGAUUUUUGUAUUUUUUUAGUUUUGAAAAUAUGUAUUGUUAAGUAUAGAAAAGGGUCCAAAUAAAAUUCAGAUCUUGCAAACUCGAA
Molecule: messenger RNA, 2147 nt
Organism: Planococcus citri (citrus mealybug)
Lineage: Eukaryota; Metazoa; Arthropoda; Insecta; Hemiptera; Pseudococcidae
Product: serine palmitoyltransferase 2-like
Exons: 10
Coding region: 172-1611 (479 amino acids)
Biological process (GO): ceramide biosynthetic process; sphingosine biosynthetic process
Cellular component (GO): serine palmitoyltransferase complex
Molecular function (GO): serine C-palmitoyltransferase activity; pyridoxal phosphate binding
Source: RefSeq, a predicted model, not a curated record